Molecule: messenger RNA, 1524 nt
Organism: Schizosaccharomyces osmophilus
Lineage: Eukaryota; Fungi; Ascomycota; Schizosaccharomycetes; Schizosaccharomycetales; Schizosaccharomycetaceae
Gene: dsk1
Product: SR protein-specific kinase Dsk1
Exons: 1
Coding region: 1-1524 (507 amino acids)
Biological process (GO): spliceosomal complex assembly; protein phosphorylation; regulation of mRNA processing
Molecular function (GO): ATP binding; protein kinase activity
Source: RefSeq, a predicted model, not a curated record
AUGGAAGCAAGCGCAGACUGGGUGAAUGCCCCUAUAGAGCAAACAUUGACUAAAAUUGGACCACCGGAUGACUUUGACGCUUCAAAGAAUGUGAAACCAAUCGAGAAUAAAGGAGAAGAAGCAGGGCAUGAGCAACCAGUACUUGCAAAGGUCAAAUCACACGAAGAAAACGAAGAUGAUUAUCGGUAUGGUGGCUACCAUCCAGUAUUUAUUGGGGAAGAAUUCAAUAAGAAGCGAUAUGUAGUAGAGCGGAAAUUGGGAUGGGGUCAUUUUUCUACUGUUUGGCUUGCUUACGACCGGAUAGCAAAACGGCGGGUUGCUUUGAAGGUUGUACGAUCAGCAGAGCAUUAUCGAGAAACAUCCAUUGAUGAAAUCCGCAUUUUGCAAAAGAUUUGCGAAGGUGAUGACAAACAUCUUGGCAAAAAGCAUGUGAUUGCCUUAUUAGACUAUUUCCUACACCGAGGACCGAAUGGUGCUCAUGUGUGUAUGGUGUUUGAAGUCCUAGGAGAAAAUCUGCUAAGUCUUAUUCAAUCAUAUGGACAUCGCGGUGUCCCAAUGGAGAUAGUCCAACAAAUCUCCUAUCAAUUGCUUAUUGCAUUGGAUUAUUUACACCGUAUGUGUGGAAUUAUACAUACCGAUUUAAAACCUGAAAAUGUUUUGAUUUGCAUUGAUGAUUCAGUACUGAAUGACAUUGAUCGCCAAGCAUCGCUUGGUUCAGAUUCAAACCCACAGACCGCUACAUCGAAACCUCCCACGGAUGCAGGCGCCGUUGGUUCAUUUGGAACACCUCAAAAGAGGUCGAGCAAAUCAUCCGUGGGCAAGGUGCUUACUAGUGAUCCUUUUACCUCCACACUCACUCAUUCUCCAGGCCUAGAGGGAGCCGUUUCAGAUAUUAGUCUGCGUGACAGCUAUUUCAAGAAACCACAGCAGGAAAAGAAACCUUUGAUUGAAGUCAAAAUAGCAGACCUCGGCAAUGCCUGUUGGACACGGAAGCACUUUACAAACGACAUUCAAACACGACAGUAUCGUUCUCCAGAGGUUAUCCUUGGAUGCCAGUGGGGAGCUUCUGCUGAUUGCUGGAGCUUUGCUUGUAUCAUAUUCGAACUUCUGACUGGUGAUUAUCUAUUCGAUCCCAGAAGUGGAAAUUCUUAUUCCAAAGAAGAUGACCACGUAGCUCAAAUCAUUGAGUUACUCAUGACCUUUCCCAAACAAAUGGCUUUAUCUGGAAAGCACUCCGCCGACCUGUUCAAUCGACGUGGUGAACUCCGCAAUAUACACAAACUAAAGUUUUGGCCAUUAAAAGAUGUAUUAGAGCAAAAGUAUCAUAUUAAAGCGUCGCUCUCCCAAGAUAUUUCAGACUUUCUAUUACCCCUUCUUUCAUUUGAUCCAGCAAAGCGUGUCAAUGCAGGAUAUAUGAGUAACUCGCCUUGGUUGCACAACGUUGCCAGCCCCGAUUUUAAAAUUGACUGCUGCGGGCAAUUUGGUGAGUUUAUUCCUGGCUGGGCUAAUGAAAUCCGAAAAUAA